Molecule: messenger RNA, 426 nt
Organism: Symbiodinium sp. CCMP2592
Lineage: Eukaryota; Dinophyceae; Suessiales; Symbiodiniaceae
Source: the annotation of a GenBank genome assembly
AUGGCGCCGAAGCCGCCGAAGAAACUCCGGCUUCGGGUCGGUCAAAGCGAGUCGCGCAUGGUCGCCUGGCAGUCGAAGCGCCUGAAAGCCCUCCGCCGGAGCCAGGCGAAGCUGAAAAACCUUGUUGCGGCUUGUGAGUCUGGCUUCCGCGAAGAGCUGGUGGAACUGAAGCGUCGCCGUCGCUUUGUGACGGAGCUUAACGCUGCGACGUCGGAGAUGGAAGAGCUUAAGGGCAUCGUAGGCAAGAUCCGGGCUUUGUCACCCUUGGCUGGAUCUCGUGCUGCGCAUGGAGUGCAGCCCGUGGUUGAUCUCGACCAUCUGCAGGCUCUCAUUCUCCGCUUGGGGGGGUCGAGAGUCCGCCCCGACCAAGACGAGCUACGCUGGGCCUGGUACCAGAGACGGGCCAAGAGCUUGAGUAGCUCUUAG